AUGGAGGAGAAAGAGGAUGGGUUUAGCCUUGCAAGACACGUGUCGGAUAAAGAUGAGGCUGACAACGAAGAAAAGGAUGAGCGCAAGGACAAGGAAGAGGAUGAGUAUGAUGUUGAGGGGGAGAAUUCAUCGCUGCUGGCUUCGAUACCAGAGGAAAGCGAAUUCGCUAGGUUACUCCGGGAGAUUCACAUGUUCUCAUGUUCGACUGGUUCAAGCACUGGCAGUGAGAAGGAGAAGGAGGAUAAUGACGAAUCCGAGAUCUCGCAAGCAUCUGAGCUUCCGGAAGAGCAAAACGGGUCGAGCAACGCAUCUGAAGUCUCGCUAGAGGAACGUGACGAAUAUUCGACGACUCAUGAUGCUCUAGGAUUGCGGAAUGCAAGGUCGUUGCACGGACGGUUAUUGCCCGAAACGAUCCCGGCUGUUGUGCUUUGUGAGAGCUUGUAUGUACAUCAGCGGUUCGCUGCCGGCUGUUACACGACGGACUGGGAGACAGGCAACGGCAAGAAGCGAAAGAAGAACCAUGCGAUGCCUCGAAAUAGCGACUGGUGA
This is a messenger RNA of Parastagonospora nodorum SN15, 549 nucleotides long. RefSeq lists its product as hypothetical. Lineage: Eukaryota; Fungi; Ascomycota; Dothideomycetes; Pleosporales; Phaeosphaeriaceae. The transcript is spliced from 2 exons. Bases 1 to 549 code for a protein of 182 amino acids. The record is from RefSeq and is a predicted model, not a curated record.